AUGGCGUGCAUCUUCGCUCAGGUUAAUGAAACCUGUUUCAGGGCUACGCAAUUAGCAUCAUCGCUUCCCAAUUUAAUUGUCGGACUUAUACCAGAUAAUAGUUUAGAUUCAGAUAUUGGUGCUCCUUGGCUAACAGGCAUAUGGCAGGCAAUUUUGACAGGAAUCGUUCCACGUUCUUGGGGCAAUUUGAUGCAAUGCGGAUUGAGAAGUUACAACGGCAUUGCCGUGAGGUUGAUGGGCAUGAGAGUUUCAAGCAGCCUGUUGAUUGCUGCUAAAACCAUUGCAAAUACUGGUGUGCAAGGGUGGUUGGAUAAGGACUUGGCCGAAUUGAAGGCAGGAAGAAAUUUUUUGACGAUAUUUGAGGCGGAGGAGUUGCUCACCAAAGAAGAGCAUUUCCUGGAUGCACACUCGCGCUAUGGGAUGGCAUGUUUUAGUAUUGGGUUAAUUAAUCACGAUUCACGUCACCAUGACGAAAAAAAAUUAUCAUGGAGAAUUAGGAAUUGGGCAGUUGUUAACGAAAUUCCUACCUAUACCAUUGGAAAUGGUGGACGUGCUAGCUUACCAUUAACGUGUGAAAGAUUAAAGAAAUUAAUUAGUGCAGACUUAUAUGGGGCAAGAAAUCUUGUAUCUCGAGAAAUAAUAUACGUUCUCUUUAUAAUCGCUGAUGUAACUGUGGUUAUAAUAUCAUGGGUUGCAUUGUGGGGAAAAUUUAGUGAUGUAGCUGUGCAGACUCAAAAGAUAAUAACUGUAGUUACCAUGAUUCUUGCUGAAAUGUUUGGUUCCAUUCUUCUUGUUGGAGCAGCUGUAUUGGUUGACUACCAACUGAAAACACGUGAAGAGGAUGAAGACAGGAUGUUACCAUGCAGUGGAGGUGAUCCAAUAACUUUCGUUGACCGUUGGUAUGAUGAUACUAAAAACCCAGAGCAUACAUUUAUCAAAACAUUAGUUGAUGUUGAUGGGAAGGAGGUAUUCAAGUUACCAGAAUUACAAAGACCUAAUACUAAUAACGGUAGAGAAUGUCCAUGCCGCAUCCUUAUGAGAUCAAUACUGCGAGCACUUGAGAUGCGUUCAGACCGUUUUCAGUUUGAUGGUAAAGGUAAACAGAAACCACAAAACAAUGAAAAUGAUCCAGCUGUCAACUCGUGUUUUAAAGCACUGGACAAUCCUCUUCACAAUGAUGGUAACCCUCCAUUGCUGGGCCGUCGUAGUGGGGUUAAUAAAUUGGUUCACAAUCAUUCUGGGAAUGGCUUAGAAAUCCCUAUUGUUGCUUGGUGCACUUUCUGGAAAUGUAGAGAAACAAAUGCUACGUGUGGGCUUCCAGCAGUGGGUGUUAUUUUUGGCAUAAUUGGGAUUCUUACUGGGCUUUUCUUACAAUUGUUUACUGGUAUAUAUGGAAUGUGGGUGGGUGCUGCAUUUAGUGCAUUAGAAAAAAAAAGUUGGCCAACGUCUUUCCUUGCCGUUAUGGCUACUUCUUAUCCAGUUCUCAACGAACUCUUUAUAUUCUUGAAUGACACCUUGACCCAGGCAUCUAUACAUUACUCCAAGAUUCCUGGUUCGACGAUCGUAUUGAAAUAUGUGAAAAAUUCUUAUCAGAACGACCCAUUUCGAUCCUUGUUAGAACUAUUUUUGGUGUUUUUUGCCCUAAAGUAUUUGUUCUCCAAGACAUACCGCACAGACAAUUUUGUUGAACUGACUGAGCAGGAAGUAGAAGAAUUGGUGGAUGAAUGGCGACCGGAACCACUUGUUUCUCCAUUGACUGAGUAUCAGAAAUGGGACUUGGAUCAGACACCAACGAUAAUUGGUUCACAAGGUCCAAAACCAAAGUUGGCAAACGGUAAGACACUGAUUAAUCUCGCUAGCUUUGACUUUUUGGGUUUCUCGACGAAUGAGCAUAUCAAGGAAAAGGCAAUACAGACACUACGUUCUUAUGGUGUUGGAUCAUGUGGCCCACCCGGUUUCUAUGGCACUCUUGACGUUCAUAUGAAAUUUGAAAGGGACAUAUCUGAAUUCCUUGGAACGGAGGAUGCAAUUAUCUAUUCUCAAAGCUUUUCGACUAUUUCGUCGGCCAUUCCUUCAUUUUGUAAGAGGGGCGAUAUAAUCGUCGCGCAAGUAUUCUUAUGUCCUGGUGAUAAAGGAUGUAAUCUUGCGAUUCAGAAAGGGGUUCAGAUUUCUCGCUCUACUGUCAAAUGGUACAACCAUAAUGAUAUGGAAGACCUCGAGAGAGUUCUCAAAGAAAUACAGGAUAAUGUUAAUUCUAGCAGACGGUUGACUCGAAGGUUUAUAAUAGCUGAGGGAAUAUCAGAGUAUUUCGGUGACAUAGCACCACUCCAUAAACUUAUUGAAUUGAAGAAGAAAUACAAAUACCGCUUGAUUCUAGACGAGAGCCUAUCAAUCGGAACAAUAGGUCGUCGAGGCGCAGGGCUGACCGACUAUUUUAAUAUUAAUUCGAAAGAAAUUGAUAUGAUUGUAGGUUCGAUGUGUAAUGCUCUCUCUGCUGCCGGAGGGUUCUGUGCUGGAUCGUAUGAGAUAACAGAACAUCAGCGUAUUUCUGGAUUAGCAUAUUGUUACUCAGCCUCACUUCCAGCAACGCUUGCAGUCAGUGCGUCAGAGUCUCUGUCGAUACUCUCACAGAAUCCGCAGCUUCUUGUCAAUCUCAAUGAAAACGUCGGAGCGCUAAAGAAUGUCUUAGGGAAUGUCAAAUAUAUUACUUUAGAUGGGGACAAAGACUCUCCCGUAAUCCAUAUAAGAUUAAGACAAGAUGUAGCGAAUAUUGCUGACGUUGAAGAAAAAGAGAGAGCAUUGCAGGAAAUUGUUGACGAGGCAAUGAGUAACGGUAUUCUACUCACUCGCGCCAAAUAUGUUAGAUUACAAGAACUCUUUUACGUCGAACCAAGCAUCCGCAUUUGUGUUUCCGCUUUCUUUACUAGGAAAGACAUUGAUAAAGCAGCAGCUGGAAUCAAGAGCGCUAUUGUUAAAGUUUUUAAAAACAGAUCAAAGUAG
This is a messenger RNA of Paraglomus brasilianum, 3000 nucleotides long. The record is from the annotation of a GenBank genome assembly. Lineage: Eukaryota; Fungi; Glomeromycota; Glomeromycetes; Paraglomerales; Paraglomeraceae.